Molecule: messenger RNA, 1003 nt
Organism: Impatiens glandulifera
Lineage: Eukaryota; Viridiplantae; Streptophyta; Magnoliopsida; Ericales; Balsaminaceae
Exons: 1
Coding region: 145-843 (232 amino acids)
Source: RefSeq, a predicted model, not a curated record
AAUAAAUAAAUUUAGAAAAGAAAAAGGAAAAAAAGUUUGAAAGCAAAUGUAGCUUUCAUAGCUAUCAGCAUCACACAGGUGUUAAUUACCGCUCAGGGAUGAGAUGCAGAGGAUAACUUUCACCUCGAAGCUCUCUCCCUGUCUAUGCUCUCACUAGUCUCCUCUACCCACCACCACCACCAUCAUCAUCUUCAUCUUCAAAUGGAGCAAAUCAGCGAUGGAAUUUACAAUCACCGCCAAUCUCCUUCCUCCGAUCGAUUCCUCACCGUCUUCUCUCCGCCGAAACCCGAUCAUCACGGAACUUGCGCCGUUUAUCUCAUCGGUGACGAACUCAACGAAGCAGAAGUCUUCUGGACCGAAUCAAAUCGCCGUCCAAUCUCUCCCUCAUCCGCUGAUUCUUCUUCUACCGGUAAGAUGCACCAUUCCUUCCGCAAGCCGGAAAAGUUUGGAAUCCUCGCCGCAUUGCCAGAAGAGGAUUGUAAUCUGAAUCCGCCUCUACUGUGUAGAAAACCUUCUAUUUCGUAUCCAUCGGUUCAUUCAACAACACCAGCAGCGAGAGAAUAUUCUCAGUCUGCACCGGCUAGGAAGUUCAUGCAAUCGGCUCCCGUAACUGUUCCGAUGAUGCAGAAGAAGAUUCGUAACACUGAUUUCGAUGAGAUUGAUUCGAUCGAUGACGACGAUGAAGACGAAAUCCUGCCGCCUCAUGAGAUCGUAGCUAAAGGAUCGACGAAAUCAUCCCAAACAACUUUCUCUGUUCUUGAAGGCGCUGGGAGGACAUUGAAGGGAAGAGAUUUGCGUCAAGUCCGUAACGCUGUGUGGCGCAGAACAGGUUUUGUUGACUGAUACCUUAACUAGUUGUUGUUUUAUGGAGUGAAAAUGUCUCUUUUUUUGCUAGGUUUUAUCAGUUCUUCACCUUGUUUUAUACAUCAUAACAUCAUUAUACAAGAUCUUGGAUUUUGCUAUGCUUUAGUAGUUCUUGGAUUGGAAUCUAGAUUGAAUCAGA